AUGUGCGCCGAGGAAUCGACAGUUAUUGGUAGUGGAGCUUUUGGAUUUGUUGUCGUGUUUGGGGAAAAUACCAAAAAAGCCGCCAAAAAGUUGGAAUUGUUCAUCGAGAUAUUAAACCGAGCAAAUCCAAAUUCUCUAACAACAACAAUCACACUUGCUGGAACAUUUCGUUAUAUGAGUCCCGAAGCUUAUGGAUAUCCGAAUCAACGCUUGAUAACAUCAUCGACAGAUUUAUACUCAAUUGGACUAGUUAUUUGGGAAAUCGUUGAGCGGAGAUUAGUUCAUUCGGACUAUUCUACUUCAAAAAUAUUCAAAGAGUAUGAUUUUUUUUAUGAUUUGUGGCACGGGAAAUAUUCACUGGAAGAAAUCAAGUGUACAGAUAGGAAAUUGAAAGAUUUAGUGAUCAGAUGCACAAAUAUUCACCCAGGGAAACGGCCGAAUCUUGAUGAGUGUGCUCAAAGUAUCGAGUGGUUGAUUGAGCAAGCUAAAGAUGAUCCGGUUGAGCCGUUGCUUGUCGAAACACAAAAUGUUUUGAUUAGACCUAUCGGAUUUGAUGGCACAAAGCAAUGGGUUCCAGCCGUUGAUCGCACAGUGUUUGACUCCUUGAGUUUCAACUUAAAAUCAACAAAAACACCCACAAAAUCGAAAACUCUGAGUAAAAGGAGGCAAAUGAUUGAAGUGACUUUAGCGAAAGGCAACAAUUCGAGCAACAAUUCGAGACCAAUGAUUGAAGAGGAAAGAUUUUUGGUUAAUGACGGAAGUGAACAUGAAAGUCGAAAAGUCAACAAGCGAAUGCUUUGUUUGUUUCUAUGGAUGCUACUUUCAUGUAUCACCUUUGCAUUGUUGAUGUUCAUUUGGAACUUUGUUGCUUCUGGAGAUCUAAGAAAUUCAUUCCCAAAUCAAUCAAUUUCGCAAAAUGCUAUCAAUGAUUCCAUUUUUACGAAAUGGACAACAAACAAUCAAACGUUGAUCUCUGCAGUCGACCUCACGAUUGGCUACAAAUUACUCAAAGCACUGAGCGAUAUAAAACUGGCACUACCAGAACAUGAAAUCAAUGCAAUAAUAAGACCGGAGUAUUUAUUUGAUCUCGAUGAGAAACCAUACGCUAAUGGUCAACAAAACUCUUUCGUAGUUUAUCAACCAACCAAUGGAACAUUAGACGAAAAACUGAGCGGUCUUCUUCGUGAAUUUGAUCUUUUAUACGUUGAUGCCCAAACUACUUCUUAUUCGCAAAGUUACAAUCAAAUGUUCAACAGCUACUCCUACAAUUUCCAACUUAUGACGAUGAAGAAGUGCUCACAA
Messenger RNA from Mesorhabditis belari, 1302 nucleotides. The record is from the annotation of a GenBank genome assembly. NCBI's taxonomy places the organism in Eukaryota, Metazoa, Nematoda, Chromadorea, Rhabditida, Rhabditidae.